AUGGCUUUGAAGAACUUCAACCCGGACGUCUUACUGCAAGGCUGGUCCGAAGAAAAAUACUCUCCGCUUCAUAGUGGAAAGACAUUUGCCCAGUGCAUACGAGAAGCGUUCAACAUUCCCAGCUCAGACAGCUACGUUUAUCGUGCCCAGGCAGAGACUACGUUGGACACCACCCAGAACGCUAUUGGAGGGAAGCGAAUACAUGGCUUGCACGGAUGGUACCAUGAUGAUGAGGGCAACCCUACCGAACCCCAGUACCCAACAACCGAAGAAAUAUCAGCCUACACCAAUCUCUUCGACCCCUCAAUAAACCUCCCCAAGACCCUCAAUGGCUUCAAAGCAAACUCAAAAGCAAACACCCUCAGAUCGCAAGUUGCCAACCACCUCUCCUCCCGCUUCCACAACACAACAACCGGCCUCCUCCCCUCAAAAAAGGACCGCCAACACAUUAAUCCAUACUUUUCCCUCUGGACCUACUCAUGCCAUGAACUAGAAUGGGCCGGCCCCUUACCAUCCACAACACACACCAAGAUAUCCCACCAUAUCCUGCCCAUCUUCUACCACCACUUCGGUUGCAUUGUACCAUCCUACGCUGCCCUUCACGUGAUAGCGAAACUAGCCCAGCCUGCAAAACCCAGCAAAGAAUCCGUACUGCCAAUCUUGGACAUCGGAAGCGGAAACGGGUAUUGGACAUUUAUGUUGCGCCACUUCCCCAUUGCAGAAGGCGCUAAAGAAUUGGAUGUGCGCGCCAUCGACAGCCAGCUCAGCGAGUACCGCGUGUCGUGGAUACAAGAUACGAUCGCCAUGGACGGCAAGUCGUACCUCAAACAGAAUGCGAAUGGCAAGGGUUGCGUGUUGUUAUUGGUGUAUCCACAGGCCACGGGGGAUUUCACUGCGCCGAUUUUGAGGGCAUUUGAGGGCGAUACGGUUGUUGUUGCGGGCACACAGAAUGGGAAUGGGUUUACGGCUUUUCAGGAUCAGGGCGUGGAUGAGUGGGUUGAGGGGAAUCUUCCGGCGUUUGAGUUGGUGCUGCGGAUGCCGCUGCCGAGUUUUGCUGGGAAAGAUGAGGCGCUGUUUGUUUUUCGGAGGAAAGCUUGA
Molecule: messenger RNA, 1098 nt
Organism: Cucurbitaria berberidis CBS 394.84
Lineage: Eukaryota; Fungi; Ascomycota; Dothideomycetes; Pleosporales; Cucurbitariaceae
Exons: 2
Coding region: 1-1098 (365 amino acids)
Source: RefSeq, a predicted model, not a curated record